This is a messenger RNA of Coregonus clupeaformis (lake whitefish), 1435 nucleotides long. RefSeq names its product chemokine (C-C motif) receptor 12a (gene ccr12a). Gene Ontology annotation, cellular component: membrane. The record is from RefSeq and is a predicted model, not a curated record. The transcript is spliced from 2 exons. Gene Ontology annotation, biological process: immune response; chemotaxis; G protein-coupled receptor signaling pathway. NCBI's taxonomy places the organism in Eukaryota, Metazoa, Chordata, Actinopteri, Salmoniformes, Salmonidae. Gene Ontology annotation, molecular function: chemokine receptor activity. Bases 221 to 1327 code for a protein of 368 amino acids.
GGUUCCAGUAGUUCCUCUAUUGAACAGUGUCAAGACAGCCCUUUGUUAGGGAGGCUCUAAGGCUGGAGUAGAUCACAUAUCUCUAGCAGAAGCAACACCUCUCGAACACAAAGCUUCAACCUUCUAGCACUGACACUUUUAACAGGAAAACAACGCUCCCUUUCUGACAAUCAAAACACCACGACCUAGAAAGGUCACAUUGGUUUAGAGACUGACAACAAUGGCAGAGUACAACGACUUCUUGGCUUUUUACAACGAUGAAAAUGACACGGAUCAUAACGGCACAGACCCCAGCUAUGUUGUGGAUGAACUGGUGAGUCUUUGUGCCACAGCUGCCGUGAACAGAUUUGGAGCCAAGUUCAACCCAACAUUCUGCACCAUCAAUUUCCUGUUGAGCAUCAUUGGGAAUGGGCUGGUUCUGUGCAUUAUCUGCAAAUAUGAGAAGCUCACUUCCGUCACCAACAUCUUCCUCCUCAACCUGGUCAUCUCUGAUCUGCUGUUCGCCUCCAGUUUACCCUUCUUGGCCAUUUACUACUACUCUGAGUGGAUCUUUGGCCCGGUCAUGUGCAAGCUGGUGGGUAGCGUGUACUUCAUAGGAUUCUACAGCUCCGUCCUCUUCCUCACUCUCAUGACCUUUGACCGGUACCUGGCUGUGGUCCAUGCCAUCAACUCUGCCAAAUGGAGGAGGAAGAUCUACGCCUGUGUCUCCUCAGCAGUUGUGUGGUGUAUCAGCCUUCUGGCCAGUGUCAAGGAGUUGGUUCUAUACAACGUCCGGAAGGAUCCUCGAGCCGGACACCUUUGUGAGGAGACUGGCUUCUCCAAGGAGAUCAUGAUGAAAUGGCAGCUUGUUGGAUACUAUCAGCAGUUUGUGAUCUUCUUCCUGUUUCCCUUGGCUAUGGUCAUGUACUGCUAUGUUAGAAUCACGGUCCGAAUCAUGUCAAUCCGGAUGAGUGAAAAGUGCAGGACAGUCAAGCUGAUUUUUGUGAUUAUAUUCACGUUUUUUGUGUGCUGGACCCCAUACAAUGUUGUGAUUCUGCUGAGGGCCCUCCAGUUCUCCACCAGUGAUGAUUCUGAGCCGUGUUCUGAAGUGCUUGAUUACGCUCUGUAUGUCACUAGGAAUAUAGCAUACCUCUACUGUUGUGUGAGCCCUGUCUUUUACACAUUUGUUGCGAAAAAGUUUCAGAGUCACUUUAGGAAACUACUUGCAAAGCACAUCCCAUGUCUGAAGAGACAUAUCCUGACUAGCCAAAGUAGCAACAGUAGAAGAACUUCUCAGAAAAGUCCACAUUCCAUUUAUGAAUACGAGAGAACAGGAACUGGUCUUUAAAACAGAGAGUAUUGAUGUGCAGUGUUUGACUUGGAGUGAAAUAGGUUCCGGUACUCAUUUUGGGUGCCGGUACUGUUUAUAUUUAGGUGCAGGAACUCCACAAUACUU